This is a messenger RNA of Ilex paraguariensis (yerba mate), 579 nucleotides long. NCBI's taxonomy places the organism in Eukaryota, Viridiplantae, Streptophyta, Magnoliopsida, Aquifoliales, Aquifoliaceae. The record is from the annotation of a GenBank genome assembly.
CUGGGAAUCCCAUUGUUACCCUACGACCGAAGAUUAUGAGCGCACACAGCAGGUGGCAAGUCUUUAGGGGGAAUAGCAAAGACCCUGCAGAUCUGCUCUUUACUGCUAAAACAUCUUCAAUUUUCCAACUGAGGACCAGAUUGAAUGUGUACUUAGCACAUAACACGACAGAGGAGGUGUGUGAUUUCAAGGUCGAAGGAAGCUGGCUUGAGAGAUCUUGUGUCAUUUAUGCUGGAGAUUCUUCGACGAUUGUUGCCCAAAUGCAUCAAAGAUACUCCGCUGAAAGCAUCUUGCUUGGAAAGGACAAGUUCAUGGUGACUGUGUAUCCUAACAUUGAUUAUGCCUUCAUUGUCUCCCUCAUCGUGAUUCUUGACGAUAUCAACAGUGAGGACGGUAGUUGAUUCGGCCCGUAAGUCAGGUCCCUUGCUGCUAGAACACUAGUACUUAAACCCACUUUUUACUGUGUGUUCUUAUUCGGUUCUAAGUUACAGUUACUUCUUAUCUUUGUUUAUUAAUACUUUGUAUACUUCAGUAUUUUUCCCUGGUACUGUUAGAUUACAUUUCAGAAAGUUGUUGUAU